This is a messenger RNA of Chara braunii, 1983 nucleotides long. Lineage: Eukaryota; Viridiplantae; Streptophyta; Charophyceae; Charales; Characeae. The record is from the annotation of a GenBank genome assembly.
GGGUCGUACUCGAUCCAGACACCACCGACUCGAAAACAAUGACCACGUGCGACGGCAUGGACGUGUCUUCGUCGGGAUCCCAUCUUGUCCUUAGCACGGGUGCGGACGCUCUGGCGACGUCGAGCGUGGCUUUGUUGUCAACAAGCGACGACAGCCGUGUAUCGAUACCCACCACCGGACACUGGUUGGCGAGCUUGGCGUUCAAUCCGAACAGAAGUCGCGUGUAUACCGUGGGAGUGAGUAGUAAUUACUUUCAGCUUCACUCUGCUGCGAUGGUCGAGGAAGCCGACGCUGUUCCUCUGGGUGGGGAGAGCGUCUUCGAGGUGGUCGCAAGCAUACCGAAGCAUGGGAUUCCCGACGUGGGCGCCAUAGUGUCCGGGCCACAGAGCCUCGAUCCGGAAGGGAAUUGCCUUUACUUCGUCAAUGAUGACGUUCUUAGGUUGUGGGGAAUCGAUCUCUCGUCCUUGUCGAAGACACCGACAUUCGUUGCGGGAGCCGGUGGCCUGGGAGUGGAAGAUGGCGCUGCUUCCAGGGCUUCGUUCUACGAUCCGAAGGCUGUGGCCGUUACGCCUGACGGAUGCAAUCUCUUAGUUGCUCAGCGCAAUGGAUAUUUGCGUUUGAUCAGACUUGGCACGCCCUGUGGACCGACACUGAGCGUGCAGACAGUGGCGGCCUACGACACAAUUGGGCUAUAUGGAUUGGCGCUACGCGCCAAUGGCGCAAGUCUACACGUGUACCUGGGAUCGACCGACGGACACGUGUUUGAGCUGGAGAUAGACCAGUUACUGAUGAAUACUUGUAGUCGCCAGAUGAUGGCGAGCCCGUCCUCGUCAUCACAGCCGCCGCCGGUCCUCGACCCAGGCGUUCCCAGCUCAGACUCGCCUGGUUCAGACGACCUAGUCAAUGUAGUCAUCUCUCCCGUUUCUUUCCCUUCCUCUCUCUCCCUCCCUGCAUCGGAUCCUUCUAUCGUCCUUUCUUCUUCUCAAGUCGCCCCUACAGCCCCACUUGUCAAGGCAUCUAAGCGCGAUCCGGUUCAACCGGUUGUCCUCAUUGUGGUUCCGGUUCUAUCUGCGGCGGCCGUGGGUGUCAUCGCCUGCGCGCUGUUCUUGAACUUUCGGUCGCACUGCUGUCGCCUUAAAGAGCCGCCUGGUGGGGGGAAGGGUUGCGCAAGCAUCGAGGUGCCAAUGAACAGCGGCGGCGGGUCAAGCGUGGAGCGGCCGACCGAAACUACGGUUCUCAGCUACAGCAAGGACGGAUGUCUCUGUCCAGAGGGAGACGUCCAGCUGCCCGACGUAACUGAGUUCACACUCGCUGAAUUGUGCGAGUGCACCGGUGACAUCCACUCCCGCAAUAUUAUUGGUCGUGCCGGAGCUUUCGCGACUGUUUACCGUGGUAAAUUGGGCAACCAGGAGGUCGCGGUCAAAAUCAUGCACGGCUUGCACUCACGUCUGCACCCCCAAGAGGGAACAGCUGCGCAGCCUCCGCUUACGCUCCCCCAGCGCAUCUUGAUCACCUUGCACAUCGCAGAAGGGCUUGACUAUCUGCAUCACGGAGCUCGUGAACUGGUCAUCCACCGCGAUGUCAAGAGCAGCAAUGUCCUUCUCACAGACGGACCGGGACGCAGUGUCAGCGCCAUGCUUGCGGAUUUCGGCCUGGCGACGAUCGUGCAUAAAUUAUUUGCGAAGCGUGAAGAGGUGGUCCUGAGUACGAUGCACCUUGCGGGCACUGCCAGGUUAUCCCUAAGUUAUGCAAGCACACCCAUCGUCUCACCCAAGACGAUUGUUUAUAUGUUGAAGAGAUUCGGACUUCCGCAUAAAGGCACGUUCAUCAUCUCGCCCGACAUGAGGGCACUGAGGAACAUACUUGUUUACAGUUGUGAUGGGCAAGGAGUAUUUUAAUAACCACUUUAUUUCAAUAUUCUAUGUACAAGUGUAGAACUUAAAAUUGUGCUCAUUCACGAUGAAUAUCCGCACUUUAAAUGGU